AUGGCCAAUCCAGCGCGGUGUCUGUGUCGCAUCUUGAUCCAGGGUAGUCGACAGAUACCUGUGAAGCGGAAAUGCCAGCAACAAUUCCUCGUCCGGCACCGAGUCCCUGGUCCUUUUCGACAGUUCUCAACCACUUACCCGCGGAGAGCGGAUAAGCCAGCGAAGUCGGGCUCAGUCCGAGAUCUCGCGGAUAAUGCCGAAAACGAUGACCGUAGCGACCUGGUAGGCCCUGGGCCAAGUAAAUAUCAGACACCAAGAAUACCCAUCACUGUCGCCGACCUCGAUCCCGAAGAACGCGCCGACUAUGAUCUCUUAUCUGAAAAUGAAAGGAAGGAAUAUUUGGCCUUACAAAAUCACUAUGCCGCAGUGUUUGAGUCUGCGCAGGCUGAAGAGGCGUUGGAAGGACUUGUCAACGAGGUGGAUAGGACUGUGGAAAAAGAGGCUCCCGGCGUGGACUUUCCAGACAUACCGCUCCCUCGCCGGGACGAAGGAUAUUGGGCUUCGGACGAGGAUGAUGAAUUCGGUCAGGUUGAAGAUGAUGAAGAUUCUGCGGACGACUCCGCCAUCACUUCUGUCGCCCAUAGCGAGCUAGAGCUGCAUCGCGAGGUCAGAGAAUACACGAGAGUGAUUGCUUGGGACAUGCCACUUUUACAGCAAUUUGCAAAGCCAUUCAGACCGCCGACCGAAGCCACACCUCUCCGAUUCCGGUACACAACCUACAUGGGUGAAGUUCAUCCAGCGGCAAAGAAAGUGGUUGUUCAGUUCUGUACCAAAGACCUUCCCAACCUCACCGAGGCCCAACGCAUCAAGUUGGUCAAAUUGGUCGGUGUACGCUACAAUCCGGAUACAGAUGUUGUGAAGAUGUCUUGCGAGAGAUUUGAAGCCCCCGCCCAGAAUAAGCGUUAUUUGGGUGAUUUGGUGAACAAGUUACUCGAUGAGGCACGACAUGGAGGAGACACAUUCGAAGAUGUCCCAUUAGACUUCCGACACCACACCUCGAAGAAAGAAUACACUUUCCCUGAAGAAUGGAAAUUGAAACCCGCCCGGGUGCAGCAGCUGCUGACGACUAGGCAGAACCAGAGGCUGCUGGAGAUGAAGGACACAGCAACUCUAGAUGGAAAGGAGACGGUGAAGAGCUAUGUUCAAAAUUUGGGAAUAACGCUUUGA
Molecule: messenger RNA, 1167 nt
Organism: Rhinocladiella mackenziei CBS 650.93
Lineage: Eukaryota; Fungi; Ascomycota; Eurotiomycetes; Chaetothyriales; Herpotrichiellaceae
Exons: 2
Coding region: 1-1167 (388 amino acids)
Biological process (GO): mitochondrial translation
Cellular component (GO): mitochondrial small ribosomal subunit
Molecular function (GO): structural constituent of ribosome
Source: RefSeq, a predicted model, not a curated record